UGCAAAACCCAUUUUCUUGUGCUGCCCCUUUGCCCGUUUCUCUCAAUUGCUGGAACUCCAUGUCAGUCCCUUGCUCAAAUUGGGGAGGAGAGAACUGAUUCAUAAAAUCUUUCAAGGGCAUCUUCGCAAAGCUGCCCGAACCUGGAGAUCUAUCUACCCAUUCUCAAUUCAUCAAUUGCAGGGAGCCGCAAUUCAUGUCGUAUUACCUUCAACCGGAUUCUUAUGGAAGAAGACAUGGAGGAUAAGACUUGCAUGCUUCAAGAUUCUUUGGAACUUCAAGCUGCUGAGAAAUCCUUCUAUGAUUUGCUUGGGAAAAAGUAUCCGCCUUCCCCUGUACAUAGCACGGAUUAUAUUGAUGGAAAUGGUGAGAGCCCAGAUGAUAAUCACUAUGUAAGUAAUUAUGCCAGUAGUAGUAAUAGCAGUAGCUGUUUUGUUUAUAAUAACUUGAUUCGAAAUCAGAGAGAUUAUAGUUAUACCCCGCAAUUACAAAGUCUUCCUCUUUAUACCAUUUCUCAGUCAUCUUAUAGCUCUUCAAAUAGUGUGAUCAGCAGUUUGGAUGGUUUAGUGGACUCUCCUAACAGUAGUCUUCAGGUCCCGGAUACAAAUAGCGACAAUCAAUCUGUUUGGCAAUUCAUGAAGGGGGUUGAGGAGGCUACUAUGUUUCUUCCUCGUGGAAGUGAGUUGUUUUUUAAUUUGGAAGCGAAUGGGUUGUUAUUUCGGGAACCAAAGGCAAGAAUUAGUGAGGUGGCGGUCAAGGUGGAGAAAAAGGAAGAGGGGGAGUACUCACCUGCUGGGUCUAGGGGAAAGAGGCAGUCUUAUGAGGAGGAUGGAGAUACAGAAGAUGAGAGGAGGAGCAAGCAAGCUGCUGUAUAUAUCGAAUCCACUCUGCGGUCCAAGAUGUUUGAUACAGUGUUGCUUCUUACUAAGGACCAAGGUAGGGACCAUGUGUCACAACUUCGUGAGGCCUUGCCGAAUGAAAUAAGCAAAACUGUACUGAAGAAUGGGAUAGGCAAAAAUGUGUCACAGAAUGGGAAAUCAAAAGGAUCUAAUGGUGGAAGAGGACGUGGUAAGAAACAAAGUGGAAAUAAGGAGGUGGUGGAUUUAAGAACUCUCCUAAUUCAUUGUGCCCAAGCUGUUGCAGCUGAUGAUCAGAGGAAUGCAAAUGAAUUGCUAAAGCAGAUCAGGAAGCACUCUUCUCUUUUCGGUGAUGGAAAUCAGAGACUGGCAUAUUGUUUUGCUUAUGGGCUUGAGGCACGCAUGGCUGGUACUGGUAGCCAGAUAUAUAAAGGCCUUGUUAGUAAAAGAACAUCUGCUGCCGACAUCUUGAAAGCCUACCAUCUAUACCUUGCUGCAUGCCCGUUUAGGAAGUUGUCUAAUUUUGCUUCAAACAGGACGAUAAUGAGUGCAGCAGCGAAGGCCACAAGGCUCCAUGUCAUAGACUUUGGUAUUCUUUAUGGUUUCCAAUGGCCCACCUUUAUUCAGAAGCUCUCAUGGAGAGAUGGUGGUCCUCCAAAGCUUCGCAUUACAGGAAUAGAAUUUCCCCAACCGGGCUUUCGGCCAGCAGAGCGAGUUGAGGAAACAGGACGUCGCUUAGCAAAUUAUGCUGAGAGUUUCGGCGUGCCAUUUGAGUACAACCCCAUAGCAAAAAAAUGGGAAACCAUUCAACUUGAGGAACUUAAAAUUGACGAAGACGAGUUCCUUGCUGUUAACUGUUUGUAUCGAGGUAAGAACUUGCAUGAUGAAUCUGUGUCAGUUAAGAGUUCAAGAGAUAUCGUCCUCAAUUUGAUAAGGAAGAUCAAUCCUGACAUUUUCAUCCAUGGGAUUGUUAACGGCGCCUUCAAUGCCCCCUUCUUUGUUACCCGGUUCCGAGAGGCAUUGUUUCACUAUUCUGCACUGUUUGAUAUGCUCGAAACUCUUGUACCUCGUGAAGAUCGGGAGAGGAUGCUGAUUGAGAAAGAGAUGCUUGGCAGGGAGGCUUUGAAUGUUAUAGCUUGUGAAGGCUGGGAGAGAAUGGAGAGGCCGGAGACAUACAAACAGUGGCAAGUCCGAAACCUAAGAGCUGGGUUUGCCCAGCUGCCUAUGGACCGGGACAUUGUGAAGAAAGCAAUGAGUAAGGUGAGGUCGAGCUACCACAAGGAUUUUGUAAUUGAUGAAGAUAGCCGGUGGCUGUUGCAAGGAUGGAAGGGGCGGAUCAUCUAUGCCCUUUCUUGUUGGAAACCUGCUUAGUCAACUUGUCAGGGGUCCUCUCAUCUCCUUGGCAUUUCAUUAGCAAUGAUUGAGGACCCAAGCUAAUGCUUCCCCUUGUUUCUACUUUUGUUUAAUCAAUCUCUUAUGCUGUUGCUCUCAUCUGUGGUUAUUUCAUUAGCAAUGAUUGAGGACCCAAGCUAAUGCUUCCCCUUGUUUCUACUUUUGUUUAAUCAAUCUCUUAUGCAGUUGCUCUCA
This is a messenger RNA of Corylus avellana, 2442 nucleotides long. Lineage: Eukaryota; Viridiplantae; Streptophyta; Magnoliopsida; Fagales; Betulaceae. The record is from RefSeq and is a predicted model, not a curated record.